Molecule: messenger RNA, 765 nt
Organism: Taeniopygia guttata (zebra finch)
Lineage: Eukaryota; Metazoa; Chordata; Aves; Passeriformes; Estrildidae
Product: DNA directed RNA polymerase III polypeptide K-like
Source: RefSeq
GGGGGGCCCGCCGUGCCCGGGGCCCGGUGCCCGGGGCUCGGUGCUCGGUGCUGAGCCGCUCCCGUGCCCGUCCCGCAGGUGACCAGCAGGAAGUACCCGCGGCUGAAGGAGGUGGACGAUGUGCUGGGCGGCGCCGCGGCCUGGGAGAACGUGGACUCCACGGCAGAGCCGUGCCCCAAGUGCGAGCACCCCCGCGCCUACUUCAUGCAGAUCCAGACGCGCUCGGCCGACGAGCCCAUGACCACCUUCUACAAGUGCUGCAACCCGCAGUGCGGGCACCGCUGGCGGGACUGAGGCCCGGGGGAGCGGGGAUCAGAAUUGCUGCUGCUCCUGCAAUAAACGCGGCGCUGAGGGCGAGCGAGCGGCUGCUGCGUGGUUGUUUUGGGCCGGGCAGGGAGGGCAGACAGGCUCCAGCACGGUGCUGUGCCCGUAAUGCACACAGGGCAGGGUGAUAAAACCCCCCACACCGCAGCCCCGAGCACGGCACAGCAGGCAAAGCAGAGGGGAAGUGUAACCACUGUGCCCUUACAGAGAACAAAAAAUGAAAGAAGGGGAGAAGGGGCCUUUGCUUUGGCCUGUGAAAAUCCUCUCAGUUAAAGCAGCAACUACAAACUACACACUUCAACCAGUUACUGAUAAAAAGAGAAUGUGCUUCAAGUAGGAUCACGUAUUACUUGUGUUUUAACAUCAAGCUUUAUUCUCAGUUUAAAUAUAUUCAGAAGUAAAAACGAUAAAUAACUUAAUAAAAACAUGAUGGAGCACAAA